AUGGACUGCGUUUUGAACGGGUUUCACGGCGACGGUGGUGACGGCGGGUUAGGGGAAGUGGUGGAGAUGAGCCGGACCCCUUCUUCCUCCAUCCAAUUGAAACCCGACCCGGGUUUCUUCGCGAACGGCUGGCCUGAUUUUGCCCCGGUUGGGAAUCAUGUGUAUGGGAUUUCUAGGACAUCUAGCUGCCCGCCUACGGCGGCCGAGUCGUCGGCGCCGUCGGCGAUGGAGACUCAGGCUGCGGGGAGCGUAGUUGACGGCUCGAAGAAACGAAAAUUGGACAAGCCCCAACAACGUAACCCUAAGGUCAUUAAUUUUCCUUCCCAAAUUCAGAAUUUCCGUAAGGUAAAUGACUAUAACUCUUGGAUGAAUUAA
This is a messenger RNA of Linum trigynum, 375 nucleotides long. The record is from the annotation of a GenBank genome assembly. NCBI's taxonomy places the organism in Eukaryota, Viridiplantae, Streptophyta, Magnoliopsida, Malpighiales, Linaceae.